CACACUACGACUUCAUCCAAUAUCUGAGUUAAAAAAUAAAAAUUAAAUUCUUCGUCUUCCUUUUAAUUCAGAGAGAUUAAACUGUAUAGUAUAGGUUACAGAUUCUGAAUCAGAAUCGGCGUUUAUUUUUGGUUUAGGUUAAAAAAAUUGAAAAACUAUGUCAGGUAUUCACCGAUCUUCUAGCGCGCCGUUAAAGAACGGCGUUCUCCCUCCGCCGGAGCUCCUCGACGAUCUUUGCAGUCGGUUUGUUUUGAAUGUGCCGAAGGAAGAUCAACAAUCAUUUGAGAGAAUUCUAUUCCUUGUGGAGUAUGCACACUGGUUCUAUGAGGACAAUUCAGUUGAAAAUAAUCCUUCUCUCAAGUCAUUGAAUCUUAAGGAAUUCACUUCUCUAAUGUUUAAUAGCUGUGAUGUUUUGAGACCCUAUGUUGCUCACAUAGAUGACAUAUUUAAGGACUUCACUUCUUACAAGGUUCGAGUUCCUGUAACUGGGGCAAUAAUUCUGGAUGAAACCUAUGAGAGGUGCUUGCUAGUAAAGGGAUGGAAAGGCACAAGCUGGAGUUUUCCACGGGGAAAAAAGAACAAAGAUGAGGAAGACCAUGCAUGUGCCAUCCGAGAAGUCCAGGAGGAAACUGGUUUUGAUAUUUCAAAUCUUCUCAAAAAUGAUGAAUACAUUGAAGAGAUAUUUGGGCAGCAGAGGGUAAAACUUUAUAUAAUUGCUGGCGUGAAGGAUGACACUGCCUUUGCACCACUUACGAAAAAGGAGAUUAGUGAAAUUUCAUGGCAUCGACUAGAUGAAUUACAGACAGCAAGUGAUGAUGUAAUUUCUCGUGGGCUAACUGGCCUCAAGCUUUACAUGGUUGCCCCUUUUUUGCACUCGUUGAAGUUGUGGAUUUCUAAGCAUCAGCCCCCUCAAGCUCCAAGACCUGAUCUGCCUCUCAAAGGUGUGUGUGUGUGGAAAGCAAAGCACACUUCGAUAGGGAGCAGCACACAAAUAAUGGAAGUCCGAUCAACUAAGCCUGUAACCGAUAUUCAUCCUCCUGAUACAGGCCCGGGCAAAAGCUUCAGAAGUUUUAGAUUUGAUACUGCUGGAAUCUUACAAGCUAUGGAAGCUGGGUUUUCUCGCUGAAAUUAAGAAAUCUUCAUUGUAAAUGCUGCUUACAUAGCUGGGUUAGUAUUUCUCCUAUGUGACUCACAAAGCAUCGGUAGUCACCUUCUUAUCAAGUUGCUAUAACUGAUGUUCAUGAAUCAUUUCAGUAUUCAAGGUUCGGUUUUAGUGUAUAUCCUGUACAGAAAACCUUUUGUGGCAGAGAGUGGUUUGUCAGGUUAUCAUUGUAUAUUACUCUGAAGUAAAGAUCCCUUUGCCACUAAACGCCAAGCGACUUAUUACUUCUGGUUGUGCUUUUGUCUCUGGGCCAAGAUUCUUGACAAUCUGUUUCGGGUACUACUUCUACCAUCUGCAUAUAUCCAUUUCUUUGUUCUCUUGUGGUGCUAUUUAAUUCUCGAGUUGAAGUUGAUUAAUUUAGGAGAAAAAAAUAUUUAAUAUGAGAACAGAACUUAUUCUAUGUAGUUCUCUGUUCAGCUUUUACUGAUCGGUUGUUUUAGCUACAAAUUACUCUUUAAUGUUAUACUUUUCCGUCUUUUAGCAACUUAAAUUACGAGCGGAAUUCUGCAUUCUCUAGUCA
Molecule: messenger RNA, 1682 nt
Organism: Mercurialis annua (annual mercury)
Lineage: Eukaryota; Viridiplantae; Streptophyta; Magnoliopsida; Malpighiales; Euphorbiaceae
Product: mRNA-decapping enzyme subunit 2
Exons: 8
Coding region: 158-1126 (322 amino acids)
Biological process (GO): nuclear-transcribed mRNA catabolic process, nonsense-mediated decay; deadenylation-dependent decapping of nuclear-transcribed mRNA
Cellular component (GO): cytoplasm
Molecular function (GO): manganese ion binding; RNA binding; 5'-(N(7)-methylguanosine 5'-triphospho)-[mRNA] hydrolase activity
Source: RefSeq, a predicted model, not a curated record